ACGUGACAACGUCCUCGCGUCGGGAGCGUCUUGAGUUUGAAGCGGGAGAGAUAGUCCGGGUUCUGCGGUUUGCUCUUCUGAGUCUUAGGAAGACGCUUUGGGUCUUGGGUUUUCUCGUUUGCAAAAUAGCUCGGUUGCGGUAGAGCUUCUUCCAGAAUUUGUUCACGUAAAAACAGAAACUCUUAUUUGGAGGAAGCGGGGGGCGGGGUAGGCAAACCUGUUAAUGUUAAAUCAGCCUUUUUGUACUUGAGGGGAAUUGUCGCUGCACGUAACUAACGGUAUUUUAUAGUUUCCAAAUGGUUUUCACAUCAAUGUCUCGUUAAAAACGCCUUACUACGCUGACAUAUGGGCGGGAGUCAACUUGACCUGCUUUUUCGUUAUAAAAAUUACCCUCGGAGAGGAUGCGGACUGAAAGUUGAAAUUGUCGACCCGAAAGUUGACAAUUGCGUUUUAUUCGCACACUUGCUGAGGACCUAAACCUGGGAUGUAGCGGCUCAGAUCUCUCCGAGGGACUGUUCUGAAGAGUCCGAUGAUGACCAAGGCAAGCAAAUGGGAUAAGACCAGGCUGCCAGGUGAAGGCUUCAUCUCAGGAACAGUGAAGCGUCCUCAGCCUUAAAAAGAUUAAGGUGGAGAGCACAGAAGACUGCCCAUGGCCUAUGGCUAGAGCAUCACCGAAAACCAGACACUGUUACCCGCUCUGCAUUCCUGAACUGUAUCCUGCAGUCAUAAGGAGAACCAGUCUGGACACAGCAGUGGCUCCCUGGGGAAAUGCAGCUGCCACAGAAACUGCUCUUACAAAAACGCGGAGUUACAGGCACUGGAUAGAGUGUGCUCCAUACAGUGAUGUGAAAACAUGCACCAAAGAAUAUCACCCUCUUUGUGCAACCAACGGCUGCACUUACUGCAAUGAAUGUUUUUUUUGCGACGCACUCAAGCUCCUCACCUACAGCCCAAUAAAGGAGACUCCGCCGGCGGGAGUGGUUGGGAAGGCAGACACGGUUCCUGGAGCCGCAGAGCUCACCCUCCACGGCCCUCUCUGUCGCAGACCUGAAAAAAUGGCUUUCUUCUCAUCAAGGGUCAGAGCUCUUUUCAUCCUUGUCUUGGUACUACCUCUUUGUUCUGAAACUGGUUUUGCACGUUCAAAAAAAACCCGCAAAGAGCCAGACUGUGAUGUGUACAGGAGUCAUUUAUUUUUUUGCACCAGAGAAAUGGAUCCAAUCUGUGGAACCAAUGGCAAAUCGUACGCCAAUCCCUGCAUAUUCUGCAGUGAAAAGCUAGGAAGGAAUGAAAAAUUUGAUUUUGGUCAUUGGGGUCAUUGCCGGGAGUACACCUCAGCCGCUCGUUCCUAAUGGUUUUCAUAGCAAUCGUAUUUUGCAAUAGAUUCCACAAGCAAUGAGUCUUCUCAAUCAGACCUUCACAUUCCUGGAUGAACUGACAGCGCCUUCCAUGGCACACAAGAUGGAAUACAGAAUGCCAACAAUUUUUCCUACACUAAGAACCUGCAAAUGAAGGAUUCUUAUUUUCUAUGUUCAAUUAUUCAAUGACAGUUGAAAACCUAUCUUAAUUGUGUGUUUGCUAGUAGAAAACCCAAUGCAACUUAUAAUCAUGACUAUUUCAAUCAAUAAAAUGAUAGAUAGUAUCACCUUUAUUAAAAUACCUUUUCUUGAGUCAGUGGGUUAACUCUCAGGAAUACUAAUGGUAGGUAUAAUUAAAAAAAAAAAUUCUCCAAGGCGAACAAAUUACACAUUACUUGGGUGUUUAUUGGAAGGACAGACACUUGAGUUUCUCUUUAUGCUAAAGAAUCAAACCUCUACAAGAGGAAUCUUGGAACCUGAAUUCUCACGAGUGCUCCAGGUCAGUCUUCUGAUCGCAAAUGUAUGUGGGGCAAGAGAGACCUAAAUUCUAAACCAUAGGACAUUAUCUAUAAGUGAGUGAAUUGCAGAAACUAUUCCAAGAUCCUGUGUGAUUUCUGGGGCUUGGGAGAAAAACUGUAUGGUACUUUCUUCGUUUCUCACACAUCAGUCAGGAGCUAGCAGGGAGAUCUGGGGAAGCCAGGCAGCUCUGCCACUGCCGACCCAGCAUGUCCAUUCACGCUCCAAGUCUGACGCUUCUCCCUUUCUCUUCCUCUCACGAGCAACAAGAGACGGGCUUUAUCUGAGGAGACCAGUGCUCAUUCAGAGCUUAAUUUUCAUGGCAGAAAUGUGGACUGACGAUCAGAAAGCACGUUUCGGUCUGCCACACAUGCGACAGCAGACGUGCUCCCCUCGUCAGCAAACAUUUUCACCUUAAGAGAGGGACCUACAUGGGAGUUACUUAGUCAUUUACAUUCUUUAGAAGGAAUUCUAAAUGACAAUUUCCACUAAAAUGUACAGUUUUAGAGCCACAGUACCGAAAUUCAUUCAGCUACUUUCAUGGCCUUUUUCAUUAUAAAAGACAUAUAUAAAAAAAAGUUCAGUGAAUGCUGGUGAGUUUAUAGAUGGAUUCCUUAACUUUGUGAACAUUUAAAAUUUUUAAACUAUUUUAUUUUCCUUGUAUUCAGCAUAUUUUUUUAGCAAAAAAAAAAAACCCUACUAUGUGUCGUGCCCUGUAAAAAU
Messenger RNA from Sus scrofa (pig), 2594 nucleotides. Its product is annotated as acrosin inhibitor. Lineage: Eukaryota; Metazoa; Chordata; Mammalia; Artiodactyla; Suidae. Gene Ontology annotation, molecular function: protein binding. The record is from RefSeq and is a predicted model, not a curated record.